Diospyros lotus (date-plum) is the source of this 3029-nucleotide messenger RNA. RefSeq names its product zinc-finger homeodomain protein 6. Lineage: Eukaryota; Viridiplantae; Streptophyta; Magnoliopsida; Ericales; Ebenaceae. Gene Ontology annotation, molecular function: transcription cis-regulatory region binding; DNA-binding transcription factor activity. The transcript has a single exon. Gene Ontology annotation, cellular component: nucleus. The record is from RefSeq and is a predicted model, not a curated record. Gene Ontology annotation, biological process: regulation of DNA-templated transcription; regulation of developmental process. The coding region runs from base 1567 to 2592 and encodes 341 amino acids.
AAAGAGGGAAGGAUGAAGUGGCAUCGUCUUGAGUAGUUGUGGGGGUUUUGCUUUUGCAUAUGAAAGGCAAACGUAAGAAGAGACAGUGAGUGUGGUAUAAUAGUACGUAGAACAAAUUAAGCAGGAGGCGAAAACCAAAGCACAGAACAGAAACAAACGAUCAAAAAGGGCGAGAGCAGACAGAGAUGCCAGAUUUGCCUGCAAUCCUAGCCAACAGCACCAUCGAUCAACCGCAAGAACAACACACCACCACCACCAACAACAACAAUACUACUCUGACUCAGAGAGAGAGAGAGCUCCAAAGCCAAUUUUGUGAUUGUGAGUGGGUGCUUACUGGCUGCAGCAGAGGCAUUGCACCAGCAUGCACUGCAGGCGCACCCACAAAGCCUUUCCCCCCUCCUCGAGUGGAGAGAGAGAAAGAGAGAGUCUAACCCCACUUCUUUUUUUUACUUUUAGUUCUCUCUCUCUUUCUUGGAAAUGUUUUCUUUUCCUAAACCGUCUUUGAAGCUUUGUAACUGCGUUUUGUGUUGGAGCUUAGGCCUCCUAACAAAGGAGUUUAAGGAUGCAGGAAGAUUCCGAUCGAGCAGCUAAUCCCAGCGUCCCACCACCACCUGGUCUCGUCACAUCAUAUACACGUAUUCUCUCUCUCUCUCUCUCUCUCUCGCAAGGGAGGAAACUGGGAAAGCAAAAGGCAAAAAACACAGAACAGAGAGAGAGAGAGAGAAGGGGCAAAUGAUGAGGGGCUGGACCAGUGUGCAGGCUCUGGGAGAGGACGAACAUGACCUUGUCGGUUGUUCUGCAGUGUGAGUCUUUAUUGUCAUCAGUCUCUCUGGCAACAAAACCCAAACUCACCUCCUCUCUCUCUCCCUAUCUUCAGUGCCCACAAUUCCAAACCCUUUCGUUUCCUCUGAUAGAUGGCUUUUAUGGCCUUGGAUGGCUGUUGGGAAACACAAGUCUCUCUCUCUCUCUCUCUCUCUCUCUCUCUCUCUCUCUCUCUCUCUCGCUUUUGCUAGUAUAAAAUUAUUCUGCUUUCCUCCGAAGAUCAAUGCUUGAACCAAACCUCAUAUAUACAUGUACAAGAGUUGUUCAUCUGGUGCUGGUGAUAGGUGGUGCAGUCCCUCUCUCUUAACCUACAGUGGAACGAUUCAUCAAUUUGUCAGAACACAGUUUUUGGAUUACUAUUCAAGGGGUCCCAUUUCGGCUUCCAAGAUUCCUUUUUCUUUCCUCUCCCUCCCUCCUUUAUUUUUCUUUUCCGUUUAAUUAAUGAUUUUGCUUUCAGAAAAAUGAAAUCUUUUUCAUCCAUCCUUUGUCCUCACUCGCUUGUGAGUGUUGGGAAACGGUUUCAACUUCAAGCCUAGAGCACUGUGGUUGGUUCGGUGGGAUUAGCAAUAUUCACAACUUCCAAAUCAGACGAAAAGAGACCACAAGAAUCCUGGAUUAAUUACCCAGUUGAUUAUUUGCUCCUGGGAUUAGACGAGUUCGCUUCGAUUCUGCCUGAGAUCCUCGAUGCUAUGACAGCGACGACGAUCUAAACACAGAGGGUAGACGAGUUGAAGAAGAUCGGAAAUGGAGCUCCGAGGCCAAAAGAAAGAUAUUGGCUUGCCAAUGGGGUAUUCUGCUUUAUCUUCUGCAAAUCAAGAAUCAUCUUCCAAGCUAUCUUCUGGCUGUUUGUCUACAGGAAUCAGAGAUGGAAGAAGAAACCCUGGACAAACCCUAGAUCACCAUCUUCUUCACCAACAACUGAAUCCACAGCCGCAACAGCAAAUACGUGUUCCGGAAGAAGAAGAUUCCAAUCCAAAUCUGAACCCAGAUCCAGAUCCGUCACCGCUGCCCACUGCAACAAUUACUAUUGCAUCAAACUCGAAGAGUACUCCAGCGCCGCCGCCGCCGCAGUCUGCCGCGGCAGCGGAAACAACGUCUGCGGCAGCCACCAGCGCCGCCUCAAUUCGGUAUAGAGAGUGCCUGAAGAACCACGCCGCCAGCAUGGGCGGCCACGUCGUCGACGGCUGCGGAGAAUUCAUGCCCAACGGCGAGGAAGGCACGCCGGAAGCCUUGAAAUGUGCCGCCUGCGAUUGCCACCGCAGCUUCCACCGGAAAGAGGUCGACGGCGACUCUCAGCCGGCUGCCGCUUCAUACUACCCUUACAAUCCCAUUAGAAACAACCGGAGCGCAACCCAUCUCGCGCCUUGGCUUCCGCCGCCGCCGCCGCAGUACCACAGAUACUCCCGCGGCGGCGGCCUCUCUGCCAGCCCCCCGGCUGGCCCGGUUCCGCCGCUGAUGGUGGCGUUCGGCGGCGGCGGAGCUCAUGCGGAAUCGUCAAGUGAAGACCUCAACAUGUUCCAUUCCCACGCCGGAACACAAGCAAUGGGGCAGCAGCCGGCGUUCUCACCUUCGAAGAAGAGGUUUCGGACGAAAUUCACGCCAGAACAGAAGGACAAAAUGCAAGAAUUAGCAGAAAGAUUGGGAUGGAAGAUCCAGAAGGAAGACGAGGAAGAAGUCCAGAGAUUCUGCGCUGAAUCAGGCGUAAAGCGGCGAGUUUUCAAGGUAUGGAUGCACAACAAUAAACAAGCCAUGAAAAAGAGACAAUUGUAAGAUCACAAAGCUUAAUAAUUCCUAGUUUCGGAGAGAGUAGAGAAUUUAUUAUAUUCUUGAUCUAGCUACGUACAAUUAAUCUUUACAAACAUUCAAAAAUCUCCUAGUUUUGCUCUUGUUUUGGAGCAUAAUAUUGACAUGUUAGGUUAACCUUGCAGUACUUGGCUUAAGCUUUUUCUGUGUAAUACUAGCUAGAGAAUAAGAGAGUUAAAUGCCCUUGAAGCUAAUUCGCAUCACGCCAUCACCUCCGCCCAUAUAUAUCUAUAUAUAUAUCCUUAAUUUCCUUUUUCUUUGGAUUUUGUUUUUCCAGGACAACGUGUCCCAGAAUUUCAGUCCUUGUCCAUGUUUCUUUCAGGCUUUUGUUUGUUAGCCUAGUUUGAUAUUUACAUUUCUCUAUAUGUGCCUUUUUCUCUGUGCGCUUUAAUUUGGACAUGGGC